Messenger RNA from Thunnus maccoyii (southern bluefin tuna), 1446 nucleotides. It is a transcript of the gene suclg1, whose product is annotated as succinate-CoA ligase GDP/ADP-forming subunit alph. Lineage: Eukaryota; Metazoa; Chordata; Actinopteri; Scombriformes; Scombridae. The coding region runs from base 75 to 1049 and encodes 324 amino acids. Gene Ontology annotation, biological process: tricarboxylic acid cycle. The transcript is spliced from 9 exons. Gene Ontology annotation, molecular function: succinate-CoA ligase (ADP-forming) activity; succinate-CoA ligase (GDP-forming) activity. Gene Ontology annotation, cellular component: mitochondrion; succinate-CoA ligase complex (ADP-forming). The record is from RefSeq and is a predicted model, not a curated record.
GCGAUAUUUGUAGCCAGCUAAAAAUCCGUGUGCCAGGUCCUCAGCCUCCGGUUGUCAUUGGUGAAUGACCGAAGAUGUCUCACAGCAGGUUGUUUGCCAGGCUGCUUUUGCAGCAAAGUGGAGUCAGGCACUGUUAUACGGGAUCAAGAAAGAACCUCUACAUCAACAAGAACACGAAGGUCAUCUGCCAAGGUUUUACAGGGAAACAGGGAACGUUUCACAGUCAGCAGGCUCUCGACUAUGGCUCCCAGUUAGUCGGAGGUGUUUCCCCCGGCAAGGGUGGUAAGACUCACCUCGGCCUACCUGUCUUCAAUUCAGUGAAGGAGGCAAGGCAGGGCACAGGAGCAGAUGCCACUGUGAUUUAUGUGCCCCCUCCAUUUGCGGCGGCAGCUAUCAUCGAGGCCAUUGACGCCGAGAUGCCCCUGGUGGUCUGCAUCACUGAGGGUAUCCCCCAGCAGGACAUGGUGAAAGUUAAACAUAAGCUCCUGCGCCAGGGCACCACCCGCCUCAUAGGCCCCAACUGCCCAGGAGUCAUCAAUCCUGGCGAGUGCAAGAUUGGGAUCAUGCCAGGCCACAUUCACAAGAAAGGAAGGAUUGGCAUUGUGUCUAGAUCCGGUACCUUGACAUAUGAAGCUGUGCACCAAACUACACAAGUCGGCCUGGGCCAGUCACUCUGCAUUGGUAUUGGUGGGGAUCCAUUCAACGGUACAAACUUCAUAGACUGUCUGGAGGUGUUCCUGCACGAUCCUAAGACAGAGGGCAUCAUCCUUAUCGGAGAGAUCGGAGGCAAUGCUGAGGAGAACGCAGCGGAGUACCUGAAACAGCACAACUCUGGUGCUAAUGCAAAGCCCGUGGUGUCCUUCAUCGCUGGGCUGACUGCUCCUCCCGGCCGUAGGAUGGGCCACGCCGGCGCCAUCAUUGCUGGCGGAAAAGGAGGAGCCAAAGAGAAGAUUGCAGCCCUGCAAUCUGCUGGAGUUGUAGUCAGCAUGUCCCCUGCCCAGCUGGGCAGCACUAUAUUCAAGGAGUUUGAGAAGAGGAAGAUGUUGUAAAUUGUGCGAGAAGGCACUCAACCUUUUACCCCCCUGCCCUGAAAUUGAGAUGAACAGCCUGAUUCUGGAGGUGGAUAUGCCCUACAGUAUCUGUAAAUCCUGAUUAUUUCAACUAAAAUGCGCACAUAGUGUUUAUAUUGUAAUUUCUGCCAUGAACUUGUACCUUGCACAUAAAGACGGAAUAAAUAAUAGUGUCUUAAUGGUAUCCUAAAGAACUCAUUGUACACUAUGUAAGAGCUUUAUAGAUGUGUUUUCUUCCUCCAUACAAUGUUGACAGCUGAGGGAAGGAUGCCAUGGUAACCUUGGUGGUUUCAUUCUGUUAUACUCCUGCUGUAAGACGUAUUCCAUCACUCAUUUCACUGGCUGUCCACCUGAAUAAGAAAAAUUUCUCAUAUCA